Symbiodinium pilosum is the source of this 567-nucleotide messenger RNA. The record is from the annotation of a GenBank genome assembly. Lineage: Eukaryota; Dinophyceae; Suessiales; Symbiodiniaceae.
GACCAUGGUCACGCUGAUGACCUGCCAAACUAUGGCGACGUAAACUUCUGGACCGAGGUCUACACCCAGCAGAGGGGGCGCGAGAUGGCUCCUCAGGAGUGGCUGGUCUCAUACCCGCACUUUGUCGCACAAGGCUGGCUGCGCUUCUUUCCCUCGAAGGCAUCUCGAAUUCUGGACCUGGGCUGCGGAGACUCCGAGUUCAUGACGGAGGCUUAUGAUGAUGGCUACGAGGACAUUACUGGAGUCGACAUUGUACCUGAAGUGCUGGACACCAUGAGGCAGCUGAAUGCUUCCAAACGUCCUGGGAUCAAAUACCAGCUUGCUGAUGCGAGAGAGCUCUCGAUGUUCUCUGACAACUCCUUCGAUGUGGUCUUUGACAAGAGCACGCUGGACGCCCUGAAGUGCGCAGGGCCGGAUUCAACGAGCAUGAUGUCAUCUGAGAUCCACCGAGUACUGUCAAGCGAUGGGGUAUACCUCUGUGUGAGCCUCAACACGCCUGAAGAGGCACAACCGGCCAUCGCAAUUCUGCAGCAAAUGAAGUCCGGAGAAUGUUCUGCAGUCCUUUGA